AUUUUGGUAUUUAAUGUCAUUUUCAUGUUUUGAUGUCUCUGGUUUUGAUUGAUAACAAAUACAAAGGCUAACGUAAUAACAAAUAAAUCUUAAGUUAUGAGUUGAUUCUCUGAUUAGAUAAAAAACUUACUGGAUUAAACUGUAUUAUUUGUAAAGAACAUUUUGUGUCACAGUCAGGUAUUAAAAGACGAAGCGUAGGUUCAAAGCGUAUACAUCAAAUUUGAAAUGUCUGUGCCAAAAUCUACAACAAAUUUGCUCCAACAACUUCGUCUCUCUAUGCAGAAUUCUUUAUAUGUUAAUAAACCCGUUCAGGCUUAUAUAAUACCAUCUGUUGAUGCUCAUAACAGUGAAUAUUUAGCAGAAUGUGACAAACUUAGGGGCUUUAUAUCAGGUUUUAAUGGAUCUGCUGGAACUGCAAUUGUUACUAACAAUGCAGCAUGUUUGUGGACAGAUGGGCGAUAUUAUUUACAAGCUACUGAGCAAAUGGAUUCCAAUUGGACAUUAAUGAAAGAAGGUGAUCCGAAUACUUUAAAACAAGGUCAAUGGCUAGUCAAAAACUUACCGACUGGAUCUCACAUUGGUGUUGAUCCUAAGCUUAUUACAACAGAAACAUUUGUACCUUUACAGAAGGAGUUGGAACUUGUUGGUCAUAAACUAAUUCCUGUUAAACAAAAUUUAAUUGAAUUACUUUGGAGUAAUAGACCCAAGCGUCCACUAAAUCCAGUUAAACCAUUGCCUUUGGAGUUCUCCGGUAAAGCUGUGGGAGAUAAGAUAACCGAAGUUAUUAAAGCAAUGAAGGAUUCGAGAGUUGAUUUUUUUGUAAUAACUGCUCUAGAUGAAAUUGCUUGGCUUUUAAAUUUAAGAGGAUCAGAUAUUGAUUUUAAUCCAGUGUUUUUUGCAUAUGUUAUUAUAUCUUCCAGUGGCUCAUUUACUCUUUUCAUUGAUCCGAGACAAGCGACCGAUGAAGUAAAAGAACAUUUAAAAUCUGAAGCUGGAGAUGUGUUUAAAAUUGAACCAUAUUCUCGUAUAGAGGAAGUGCUUAAUGAGAUCUGUUUAGGUUUGGAUGGGUUUGUUUGGUUUAGCGAAUCAUCAAGUUAUGCCCUUACCAGUAUUAUUCCAAAGAAGCAUCUUCAUUUAACAGAUACUACUCCAGUUCAGUUAAUGAAAGCAAUUAAAAAUGAAGUAGAAGUUAAAGGUAUGAGAAAUGCACAUAUUAAGGAUGCUGCUGCCUUAUGUUGUUAUUUUUCAUGGUUAGAAGCAAAUGUAGAGAAUGGAGAUAUUACUGAAGUUAGCGGUGCUAAUAAGUUACACGAGUUCCGAAGCCAACAAAAAGAUUUUAUGGGAGAUAGUUUUGAAACUAUCAGUUCUGUAGGCCCUCAUGGAGCAAUUAUUCAUUAUCAACCUGAUGAAACAACGGAUGUACCUAUAACAAGAAAUUCCUUAUAUUUAUGUGAUUCAGGUGCACAAUAUAGAGAUGGUACUACAGAUGUUACUAGAACUUUUCAUUUUGGUACUCCUACUGAAUAUGAGAAAGAGUGCUAUACAAGGGUAUUAAAAGGUCAACUACAAUUAGCAUCUCGUAUUUUUCCAACAAAAAUCAAAGGAAACCAUUUAGACUCUUUUGCUAGAGAGUAUUUGUGGGACGUUGGGUUGGAUUAUGCUCAUGGGACAGGUCAUGGUAUUGGACAUUAUUUAAAUGUUCACGAGGGGCCCAUGGGAAUUUCCUGGAGACCAAUUAAUACUGAUCCAGGUUUACAAGCUAAUAUGUUUCUCUCCAAUGAGCCAGGGUAUUAUGAAGAUGGCAAGUUUGGAAUUCGAAUUGAAGAUAUUGUUCAAAUCGUUCCUGCUAAUCCUCCACAUAAUUUUAACAAUAGAGGAUUUUUGGGAUUUGAGACUAUAACUUUGCUACCUAAGAGUUUGAAUUUAAUUGAUGUAAAUAUGCUGACUAAUGAUGAAAUUAAACAAUUAAAUCAGUAUCAUCAACAAUGUAGAGAUAUUGUGGGAUCCAUUUUAGAAACAAGUGGACAACUUGAUGCUAAGAAGUGGUUAUGGAAAGAAACAGAACCCAUAUCACGAUAAAAUAAUACAUAUUAAAGAUGGGAGACAUUUAGAUAUGAUAUAUUUAUUCAAAAUGAAUUUUAUUUAAAAGCUAUACUUCAAAAAUGUAUUUUUGUAUAUGUAAUUAAACGAGAAAAUUGAUGAUAAUGGAAAAUAUAUUAAAACACAAUUUAAUAGUAAUAUAUUUAUUGGUCUUAAUCCAGUUUGAUUUUUGCUAAUACAAAACAAAAUAAAUAAAUGAAAUAUGUCAAUCUGUU
Molecule: messenger RNA, 2315 nt
Organism: Sitophilus oryzae (rice weevil)
Lineage: Eukaryota; Metazoa; Arthropoda; Insecta; Coleoptera; Curculionidae
Product: xaa-Pro aminopeptidase 1
Exons: 2
Coding region: 226-2079 (617 amino acids)
Molecular function (GO): metalloaminopeptidase activity
Source: RefSeq, a predicted model, not a curated record